Messenger RNA from Drosophila eugracilis, 1765 nucleotides. It is a transcript of the gene Usp39, whose product is annotated as U4/U6.U5 tri-snRNP-associated protein 2. Gene Ontology annotation, molecular function: cysteine-type deubiquitinase activity; zinc ion binding. The transcript is spliced from 4 exons. The record is from RefSeq and is a predicted model, not a curated record. Lineage: Eukaryota; Metazoa; Arthropoda; Insecta; Diptera; Drosophilidae. Gene Ontology annotation, biological process: spliceosomal complex assembly; protein deubiquitination; mRNA processing. The coding region runs from base 100 to 1581 and encodes 493 amino acids.
CGGUUUGCUUAGUUAUCGAUAACUGCGUCCAGUCAAACAAAACAAAUUGUAUAUUAAUUUUAGAAUUAAAUGAAUUUCUGAAUAAAUAAAUCUAAAGAAAUGGCGCAAACGGAAUCCCCAGCAGCCAAGCGCAUGAAGUUGGAGAAGAAGCCGGCGACAGUCGAGGAGGAUGAGACGCCCUCCGUGUUCAAUCCAAAGUACCGAGUGUGUCCCUACUUGGAUACCAUCAACCGGAACCUGCUAGACUUCGAUUUCGAGAAGCUGUGCUCCAUCUCCUUGACAAGAAUCAAUGUUUAUGCGUGUCUGGUGUGCGGAAAGUACUUCCAGGGCCGUGGCACCAACACCCACGCCUAUACGCAUUCCGUGGGCGAGGCACAUCAUGUGUUUCUCAAUCUGCAUACGCUGAGAUUCUAUUGCCUGCCGGAUAACUACGAGAUCAUCGACUCCUCGCUGGACGACAUCAAGUACGUGUUGAAUCCAACUUUUACACGCCAGGAGAUCAGCAAAUUGGAUCAGCUACAGCCAAAACAUUCUCGAACGGUGGAUGGAGUUUUAUAUUUACCAGGCGUUGUGGGUCUGAACAAUAUUAAGGCCAAUGACUACUGCAAUGUUGUGCUGCAUGCCCUCUCCCAUGUCGGUCCUCUUAGGGACUACUUUCUGCGGGAGCAAAGCUAUGCGCAUGUCAAACGGCCACCUGGUGACUCCAUGUUUACGCUGGUUCAACGUUUCGGAGAGCUAAUGCGUAAGAUGUGGAAUCCACGCAACUUUAAGGCUCAUGUAUCGCCCCACGAAAUGCUCCAAGCGGUGGUGUUGUGGUCCAGCAAACGAUUCCAGAUCACAGAACAGGGCGAUCCUAUUGACUUUCUGUCUUGGUUCCUCAAUACUCUGCAUCGAGCCCUCAAGGGCAACAAGCAGCCCAAUUCUUCAAUACUGUACAAGAUCUUUCUGGGUGAGAUGCAGAUCUAUACGCGUAAAAUACCUCCUGUUGAGCUGGACGAUACGGCCAAAGCGCAACUGCUGGCCACCGAGGAAUACAAGGACCAGGUCGAGCACACCAAUUUUAUUUACCUCACCUGCGAUCUGCCACCGCCACCGCUGUUUACCGAUGAGUUCCGUGAGAAUAUCAUACCGCAGGUUAAUCUCUAUCAGCUGCUGGGCAAGUUUAAUGGCAGCGCCGAGAAGGAGUACAAGACGUACAAGGACAACUUUAUGAAACGUUUCGAGAUCACCCGUCUGCCGCAGUUUAUCAUUUUGUACAUCAAGCGUUUUACCAAGAACACCUUCUUCCUGGAAAAGAAUCCCACCAUUGUCAACUUCCCCAUCAAGAACGUGGACUUCGGCGACAUUCUGGGCAUGCGGCAGCGCGACAAGGAUGUAAAGGACACGAAAUACAAUCUAGUGGCCAAUAUUGUGCACGACGGUGAUCCCAAGAAGGGCACUUAUCGCGCCCAUAUCCUGCACAAGGCCAACGGCCAGUGGUACGAGAUGCAGGACCUGCAUGUCACCGAAAUCCUUCCACAGAUGAUCACGCUCACCGAGUCCUACAUACAAAUCUACGAGCGCUGUUCGGACUCCUCAUGAUCCUCCUGACUUGUAGUUACUUUUAGCUGUAUUUCGAUAAACAAACUCCAUGAUCAUGAUCCAAAAGUAAUAUAUGCUGUAGUCGAAUGUAGCGACUAUAACUGGCCCUUAUAUAGGAGAAUUUUGUAUGUUUUUUUAAUUGUCUGAUGCAAAAUGUUGAAAAAUGUAAAAAUUCAAAAAAUAA